Molecule: messenger RNA, 807 nt
Organism: Pyrenophora tritici-repentis Pt-1C-BFP
Lineage: Eukaryota; Fungi; Ascomycota; Dothideomycetes; Pleosporales; Pleosporaceae
Product: beta-1,6-glucan boisynthesis protein (Knh1)
Biological process (GO): fungal-type cell wall organization; cell wall biogenesis; (1->6)-beta-D-glucan biosynthetic process
Cellular component (GO): extracellular region
Source: RefSeq, a predicted model, not a curated record
AUGACACGGAUACUAUUGCCUUUCGCUGCACUCGUCGCCGCACUAUCACCACUCGUACAUGCGGGCAUCAAGUUCACAUCGCCGGCCGCUGGAGCGCAGCUUACGGCAGGUACCGCCAUUGCAGUGCAAUGGACCGAGGGCGACACAGGACCUAAGCUCUCCGAAUUGCAGAGCUACCAGCUGCAGCUGAUCGUAGGGGGCAAUAAAGGCGACGAGCAGUUCGUAGCAACCACGAUUACGCCGAGCGGUCUUUUCACUGCGGGCAACCAAGCCUCAGGACGCAUCGAGACAACCAUCUCAGAGGACCUCAAGAGUGCCAAUGCUUACUUCGUCAAGAUGAUUGCAGUCGCAAAGACUGGUGGUCAGCUCAUUGCUUACUCGGACCGCUUCUCCUACUCGGGCAUGACGGGCAAGAAUAUUCUCAAUCCCGUCGUCAAGGACGCUGCUCUCGCCGUAAAGGAUACGAAAGGGCCUGCCGCCGAGGAUACCACGGCCAAAGAUGACACCGCGGCCACGGACACUGCCAAUGACGACCUCUACAACGUGGAAUACACAAUGCAGACGGGCCCGACACGGUACGCGCCCAUGCAACCCGUACCACCGACCAAGAUCACGGCGACGAACACGAAGCCGCUGUACCCCACAAGUAGCGUGCAGAUUGCGAAGACGAGGCUGCCGAUACCUAGUCAACAGACUACGCUCACGGCUUCCCAGACAUACUCAGUCUCGAGUGUGGAGAACACGGUUGCCCCUGCACCCCACGCAACUGACGACAUGGCCAAGUUCCUCAGACGCUGGGAAGACUAG